UCCAGGGACGGCUAUCCGAGGACAUGACUUGUUCAGCGACCAGUGUGAACGUCCCGUAAGUGAACUGGACCCUCGUUUUCAAAAUGUUGGCUUGUAAACGAAGCCUGACCGGCUCUGUGGUUUCCGCUCUCCGGGUUCUUCGCAGUAACCAAGUUGUUGUUUCUGGCCAGGGGCACAGAUGUCUGUCCACGCAGACAGAUGGAGAGACCCGAAUCGCAACGAUACUGAAGGAGAAGUUUCCGUUGGCUUCGUCGCUCAAAGUGGUGGAUAUAUCAGGUGGCUGUGGGGCCAUGUAUGAGAUCCAUAUAGAAUCUAGCGAGUUCAAAGGAAAAAGGACUGUUCAGCAACACCAAUUAGUCAAUCAGGCACUUAAGGAUGAGAUUCAAGGAAUGCAUGGACUGCGAAUAUUCACUGAAGUUCCCAAACAUUAAUGAAAAUCUGUCCACUGCUGACCCACAACCUUUUUCUUUGUUCGCCCUAUCUGUUAUGAAUGUAUAAGCUGUAAAGAGGAUGUUGUGUUGCAAAUUAACACUGCGAUAACUGUUGUUGUGGCAGUGACAGAAAUGCAGAGGGAAACUAUCUCUCACAGUCGACUGUGUGAUGUGUGUAAUACAUGUAAGAUUACAUUCGUUUUCUUUUGGUUUUUUUUUUUGAAAAACUAAUGAUAUAUCUACCACUCUGAGAAUAUAUAUAUGAAAGCAGUGAAGGCUGCAAUACGCACAAAAUGACUCGCUUAAAUGUUAGCAAAAUGUCAAGUCAUGCUUCUUCCCAGUCAGGGGUCUUCUCAGGGUCGACAGAGAUGCUAGUUUGAUAAUAAGCAGUCCAUGAAAUAAUGAACAUAAUAACAAACUGUGUAGAACAGCUACAGACCUUUGUUUUAAACUAAGAUAAAAUGAUCUGUUUAUAAAGCAUUAGUAUGCAGUGUCACUGACAUUGCGGCCACAUAUAAUCUGUUGCAUGCUAUGAAAUGUGAAGGAAACUGGUUAUUAAUAUUGGAUUGUACACAGAUCUUGUGUUCAUGCUGCAUAUGUAUUGAUGUAGCUGCAAUAAAAACACACUGCUUUAGUUGAA
Messenger RNA from Mugil cephalus (flathead mullet), 1071 nucleotides. RefSeq names its product bolA family member 3 (gene bola3). Bases 84 to 431 code for a protein of 115 amino acids. The record is from RefSeq and is a predicted model, not a curated record. The transcript has 4 exons. Lineage: Eukaryota; Metazoa; Chordata; Actinopteri; Mugiliformes; Mugilidae.